Globicephala melas (long-finned pilot whale) is the source of this 4702-nucleotide messenger RNA. It is a transcript of the gene SLC22A4, whose product is annotated as solute carrier family 22 member 4. Lineage: Eukaryota; Metazoa; Chordata; Mammalia; Artiodactyla; Delphinidae. The record is from RefSeq and is a predicted model, not a curated record. Gene Ontology annotation, biological process: carnitine transport; transmembrane transport. Gene Ontology annotation, cellular component: membrane. Gene Ontology annotation, molecular function: quaternary ammonium group transmembrane transporter activity; ATP binding.
UGGGCCUAUUUUCCGUACGGAGGCGGCACCGCUGACCUCCUAGCCUCAGCGGGGUGUCUGGCGGGGUCGCCGGGGGCGAGGAGCAGAGCACGGGCGGAGCCGCCCCGGAGCCCCACCCCGUCCAGCCCGCUGCCUCGCCCUGCCCCGCCCCAACCGGGAUCGGGGUGUGGUCCCGAGUUUCUACCGUGGCUUCCAGCUUUGCGUCCAGCUCCUAGGAACCUUCCAACGCCCGCAGCCCGUUUCCUGGGAACGGUGCAGGCCGCGCGCCUCGCUUUCCCUCAGCCGGCCUGGCCCGCGAGAACGUUCUGACGCCCCCGGGGAACGCCUUCCACCGCGCGACACUGUCCGGGGAACGCUCUCAUCAUCCCUCGUUGCCAACUGCAGAGCAGCGGCGGGGAGCAUGCAGGACUACGACGAGGUGACUGCCUUCCUGGGCGAGUGGGGGCUCUUCCAGCGCCUCAUCUUCUUCCUGCUCAGCGCCAGCAUCAUCCCCAACGGCUUCAACGGUAUGUCAGUCGUGUUCCUGGCGGGGACCCCGGAGCACCACUGUCGGGUGCCGGACACAGCGAACCUGAGCAGCGUGUGGCGCAACCACAGCCUCCCGCUGCAGCUGCAGGACGGCCGCGAGGUGCCUCACAGCUGCCGCCGCUACCGGCUCGCGACGAUCGUCAACUUCUCGGCGCUCGGGCUGGAGCCGGGGCGCGACGUGGACCUGGAGCAGCUGGAGCAAGAGGGCUGCCUGGAUGGCUGGGAGUUCAACCAGGACAUCUACCUGUCCACCAUCGUGACCGAGUGGAGUCUGGUGUGUGAGGAUGAUUGGAAGACGCCCCUUACUACCUCCCUGUUCUUCGUAGGCGUGCUCCUCGGCUCCUUUGUGUCUGGGCAGCUGUCAGACAGGUUUGGCAGAAAGACCAUCCUCUUCGCAACCAUGGCUGUGCAGACUGGCUUCAGCUUCCUGCAGAUUUUUUCCAUCAACUGGGAGAUGUUCACCAUGUUAUUUGUCAUCGUCGGCAUGGGCCAGAUCUCCAACUAUGUGGUGGCCUUCAUACUAGGAACAGAAAUUCUUGGCAAGUCAGUUCGUAUUAUAUUCUCUACGUUAGGCGUGUGCACAUUUUUUGCAGUUGGCUACAUGCUGCUGCCGCUGUUUGCUUACUUCAUCAGAGACUGGCGGAUGCUUCUGCUGGCGCUGACGGUGCCGGGGGUGCUGUGCUUCCCGCUGUGGUGGUUUAUUCCUGAAUCUCCCCGGUGGCUGAUAUCCCAGAGAAGAUUUAGAGAAGCUGAAGAUAUCAUCCAAAAAGCUGCAAAAAUGAACAAUGUAGCUGCCCCAGUGGUGGUUUUUAAUCCUGUGGAGGAGGUAACCCCCGUGAAGCAGGAGAAAGUUUUCAUUCUGGACCUGUUCAGGACUCGGAAUAUUGGCACAAUAACAAUUAUGUCCUUGCUGCUAUGGAUGGUCACCUCAGUAGGUUACUUUGCUCUGUCUCUCAACACUCCUAAUUUACAUGGAGAUGCCUACCUGAACUGUUUCUUCUCUGCCUUGAUUGAAGUUCCAGCUUACAUUACAGCCUGGCUGCUACUUCGAACCCUACCCAGGCGUUAUGUCAUAUCUGGAGUACUGUUCUUGGGAGGAGGUGUGCUUCUCUUAAUUCAGCUGGUGCCUGCAGAUUACAACUUCUUGUCCAUUGGUCUGGCCAUGUUAGGAAAAUUCGGGAUCACCUCUGCCUUCUCCAUGCUGUACGUCUUCACUGCAGAGCUCUACCCAACCCUGGUCAGGAACAUGGCUGUGGGGGUCACAUCCAUGGCCUCCAGAGUGGGCAGCAUCAUUGCUCCCUACUUUGUUUACCUUGGUGCUUACAACAGAGUUCUGCCCUACAUCCUCAUGGGCAGCCUGACUGUCCUGAUUGGAAUCAUCACUCUUCUCUUCCCUGAAAGUUUUGGAAUGACUCUACCAGAGACCUUAGAGCAGAUGCAGAAAAUGAAAUGGUUCAGAUAUGGAAAAAAAACAAAAGAUUCAAUGGAGAAAGAAGAAAAUCCCAAAGUUCUAAUAACUUCAUUCUGAUAAAAUUCCCACCCUAUUUGGUGAACUGAAAAACAGAUCCUAAGACUAUGAAGACACUAAAGCCUUUCCUGAUGAAAUGGACUGCCUAUGAAGAUUAACACUAAAAAUGGACCUUGCUAUUAAGAAAUGCUUGUCAUAUGGCAAACUCUGGACCACGCUUACAGAUAAGCUCCUUAUUUUAAAAAACAAACCAUGUCCAGAAAGUCUUCCAUACUAAUUAAUUCGAUGAAAUGGGUUUGUAGGAUUUUUACAAAACGUGUUGGUCAAGGACUGGUAAAUCCAUAUAAAGAUUAACAUGCAUUUGCAAAUACAAAUACUAUCCAAAUUUUUAAAGAAGUCACUGAAUUAACACAACUAUCAGGCUUGGGUGUGUGUGUGUGAGUGAGUAAACCAGCAAGUUCAAAAUUACAGUAGUUUUUGAAGUGAACUUAUACACUGCUGUAGCCAAAUGAUUAUAAGGAGUAUUCCUAUCCAGGAAAUUUUAUAUACUACUUUGAGAGGAAUUGAUGACAGAUAUUAAUAGCAUUUUACAAGUGAAAUGCAGCAAGAGAUCAAGUAGCCUGGCUCAGAUGGCCUGUCAGCCUUUAAGAAGGGAACCAAGGCAGUUCCUAGCUACAAUUUCAGCAGCUAUGGCUCACAGCCUAUUGAAUGGUCCACAUUUGUGCUCUCUGUGAACACUUGACUAAGCUUUCUGUUCACUAAGACUGGCUUAAGAGACCUUUUUUUGGUAAAUAGAGAAUCAGGAAAACUGCAAACUAGUUAGAUUGGUAGAGGUGGUUUGUGUGCCCCAUAGCCAAGAGGGGUCAGCACCCAGGAAGAAGGCUGUCCAAGCCAAGAAUCUGGAGAGCCUUUUAAAACAGUUCUUUCCCUUAAUACAUCCCUUCCUAAAUCUCGUAUGCAGUUGUAUCCUCUUCAACCAGGGGUGCAUCUGGUUCCAGGAAUGAGCAAGGUAAAAGGUAAAAGCCACUAAUGGGAUAAUGUAUUAGCAUUUGUAUUUUAGGAACUUAAAAAAUAAUUCUAAAGGACAUCUGAAAGAACAAAUAGGCAAGAUUGUCUAAGAAAGUUUUGGAAAAGAAGAGUUGUAAGUUGUAAAUCCCUCAGAUUUAGAAAUACAAAGAUAAACAGGAAGGCCAGAAACAGACCCAAAUGUUUAUAAAAUUGUAACAUAUGAUAAAGUGUAGUACAAAUUAUCAAGAAAAGGAUAAAUUUUUCAAAACUAGUGCUGGGACAAUUGAUAAGCUGAGGAAAAAUAGCAUCUCACCAUAAAACACAUACCAAGGGCUUCCCUGGUGGAGCAGUGGUUGAGAAUCUGCCUGCCAAUGCAGGGAACAUGGGUUCGAGCCCUGGGCUGAGAAGAUCCCACAUGCCGCGGAGCAAUUAGGCCCGUGAGCCACAACUACUGAGCCUGCUCGUCUGGAGCCUGUGCUCUGCAACAAGAGAGGCCACGACAGUGAGAGGCCCGCAAUGAAGAGAGGCCGCACAGCAAUGAAGACCCAACACGGCCAAAAAAAUAAAUAAAUUAAAAUAAGUAAAUUAAAAAAAAACCAACACAUACCAAAUUCUAAAUGGAUUAAAGAUUCAAAAGUAAUAAAUAAAUAGAUAAAUAAGCUGAAAGAAAAUACAGGUGAUUGUUUAAUCUAAGGAUGGAUAGGGAAUUAAAGAUAAGGUAGAAUAGAUUUUGCUAUAAACUUUAAAAAAUUUCUGUACACCAAAAAUCUUAAAAUUAACACAAAUUGGAAAAAUAUAUUGGACACAGCGUCCUUUCUGUUUAUGCAUCAAUUUAAAAGUACCAGCUAAUACUCCAGUUAAGGCAAAUAGUAAGACGGUUAAGUGCAUCUUUGGAGACCGUUGUUCCUGGGCCUAAUUCUGGGUCUGUCAUUUAUCAGCUGUGUAGCCUUGAGCAAGUUAUACAGGCAUACCUUGUUUUAUUGUGCUUUGCUUUAUUUGUGCUUCACUGAUACUGCAUUUUUUACAAAUUGAGGUUUGUGGCAACCUUGCAUUUUCGGAUGAUGUUUAGCAUUUUUUAGCAAUAAAGUAUUUUUAAAAUAAAUUUAUUUAUUUUAUUUUUGGUUGCAUUGGGUCUUCGUUGCUGCGCGCGGGCUUUCUCUAGUUGCACGAGUGGGGGCUAGGGGCUACUCUUCGUUGCUGUGCGUGGGCUUCUCAUCGCAGUGGCUUCUCUUGUUGCAGAGCACGAGCUCUAGGCACAUGGACUUCAGUAGCUGUGGCUCACGGGCUCUAGACUGCAGGCUCAGUAGUUGUGGUGCAGGGGCUUAGUUGCUCCGUGGCAUGUGGGAUCUUCCCAGACCAGGGCUCGAACCCUUGCCCCCUGCAUUAGCAGGCAGAUUCUAAACCACUGCACCACCACGGAAGCCCCAGCAAUAAAGUAUUUUUAAAUUAAGGUUUGUACAUUGGUUUUGUCUUUUUUUUUUUUAAGACACAAUGCUAUUGCACACUUAACAGAAUGCAGUAUAGUGUAAACAUAAUUUUUAUAUGCACUGGGAAACCAAAAAAUUCCUGUGGCUCGCUUUACUGUGAUAUUACGGUGGUCUGGAACUGGAUCCGCAAUAUCUCCGGGAUAUGCCUGAGUCUUCCUAAAUCUCAGCCUCUUCAUCCGUAAAAGGAGGCUAAGCAGUUCCAUGGCGUGAU